AACAAUCACUUAAUUUCCACAUGGAGAUCCAACUACAACCUUUUCUUUUCUUCUCAUUCAUCUUUGUGUUUAUGGUGAUAAAAAUACUCAUACAAAGUAGCAGAACCAGCAGCUCAGCUUCAAAACUACCUCCAGGGCCAUGGAAACUACCUAUUUUGGGAAACAUUCACCAACUUAUUGGCCCUUUAGUCCAUCAUACUCUCAGAGAUUUAGCCAUGAAACAUGGACCACUAAUGUACUUAAGAAUUGGAGAAGUUCAAACCAUAGUGGUUUCAUCACCAGAAUACGCCAAAGAGGUGAUGAGAGUCCAUGAUAUCGCUUUUGCAUCAAGACCCUCCAUUCUUUUUGCUAAAAUCAUCUUCUAUGACUGUAAAGACCUUGCUUUUGCUCCAUAUGGUGACUAUUGGAGGAAGCUGCGAACGAUUUUCAUGCAGCAGCUUUUAAGUGCAAAAAAAGUUCAGUCCUUCAGACCCAUUAGAGAGAAAGAGAUGUUCAACUUUAUAGAAUCGAUUUCAUCGAAUGUUGGUGAUGUUAUCAAUCUCAGUGAGAGGCUCAACAUGAUGAUGUAUAGCAUCAUUUCACGUGCGGCCUGUGGUAGGACAAGGAUGCACAACAAGGAGUUCUUAUCAGUGUUGAUGGAAGCUACUGAGGUAUCAUUAGGCUUUGCACUUUCAGAUUUGUUUCCUUCUGUUAAAUUAUUUUACCAGAUGAGUCGAACUAGGCCUAAACUCGAGAGGCUUAAACAAAGAGCGGCGAGGAUAUUUGAAGAAAUCAUCCAUGAGCACAUGGAGCAAAAGCCAGCUGAGAAAAGUGGGGAUGGUGAAAUAGAUGAAGACUUUGUUGAUGUUCUUCUAAAGUUUCAUAACAGUAGCGACCUUGGAUUUUCCUUGACAAGUCAAAAUCUGUAUGCGAUAAUCUUUGACAUCUUUGGUGCUGGGACUGAGACAUCUUCUACAACUGUUGAGUGGGCUAUGUCAGAAAUGAUGAAGAAUCCAAGAACAAUGAAAAAGGCACAAGAUGAGGUUAGAGAAGUCUUUAACAGAAAAGGAUUUGUUGAUGAGACGGGACUUGGUGAGAUGAUGUACUUAAAAUCAGUUGUUAAAGAGUCCAUGAGAUUACAUCCUACUUUUCCAUUGUUAUUGCCAAGAGAAAAUCAAGAGAAGUGUGAGAUUAAUGGUUAUGAGAUCCCUGCAAAAACCCAGACCAUAGUUAAUGCAUGGGUAAUUGGGAGAGAUCCUAGAUAUUGGACUGAACCUGAGAGUUUUAUACCAGAGAGGUUCUUAGAUAGUUCUAUUGACUCCAAAGGUAACAACUUUGAAUAUAUCCCAUUUGGUGCUGGAAGGAGAAUAUGUGCUGGCAUGUCUUUCGGUCUUAUCAAUGUUGAGCUUUCUCUUGCACUGUUGCUAUAUCACUUUGAUUGGAUACUCCCCAAUGGAAUGAAACAUGAAGACUUGGACAUGACUGAGUUUUUUGGUGCAUCACUCAAAAGAAAAAAUGGUCUACAGUUGAUUCCUGUUGCUUAUGAACUGUCUACUACUACUGCAAAAUAACAAGGAAAGAUGAACAAAGUUUCUUGUUUUUUCAAUAAUUAAUUGAAUAAAGGAUGUUUCUUCUUCUCAUUCGUGUAAAAAGCAUAUAUCUUAUGAAACCUUGUUGGUAUUCACAAGAGACGUGUUCAACCUUUGCUUUGUGUCAUUAAUUGACCACACAUUUGGCUUUGUAGAAUGAGAAGUACUAUUAAAAUAUCUAAUUACUGUUCAUUAA
This is a messenger RNA of Humulus lupulus (European hop), 1764 nucleotides long. Its product is annotated as cytochrome P450 71D9-like. The coding region runs from base 21 to 1550 and encodes 509 amino acids. Gene Ontology annotation, molecular function: heme binding; iron ion binding; monooxygenase activity. The transcript has 2 exons. NCBI's taxonomy places the organism in Eukaryota, Viridiplantae, Streptophyta, Magnoliopsida, Rosales, Cannabaceae. The record is from RefSeq and is a predicted model, not a curated record.